Messenger RNA from Cynara cardunculus var. scolymus (artichoke), 1665 nucleotides. Its product is annotated as AAA-ATPase At3g50940-like. The transcript is spliced from 2 exons. Gene Ontology annotation, molecular function: ATP hydrolysis activity; ATP binding. NCBI's taxonomy places the organism in Eukaryota, Viridiplantae, Streptophyta, Magnoliopsida, Asterales, Asteraceae. The coding region runs from base 1 to 1482 and encodes 493 amino acids. The record is from RefSeq and is a predicted model, not a curated record.
AUGCAUCGUUUGUCAGCUAAAUCCAAACUCCCCACCGCCAAAACCAUCGUCUCCACCAUCGGCUCCAUCGCCGCCACCGCAAUGGUCGUCCGCAGCGUCGCUCGGGAUUACUUGCCCCCUGAAUUCCGCGACUACCUUUAUCUCGGUUUCCGCAAUUUCAUCAACAAAUUUUCCACACACUUGACCAUGGUCGUCUAUGAAUUCGAUGGGUUUCAGGAUAAUGAAAUCUACAACGCCACAGAACUCUACGUUGCCGCUAAAAUGUCUACUGACAUCCACCGUCUCAAGGUCAUCAAAAACCCUACCCAAAAAAAUAUCACCGUUACCAUGGAAGUCAACGAAGACUUCACCGAUACUUUCAACGGAGUCAAAUUCUAUUGGUCUUUGGUUUCUAAGAAGACUCCGACUAGACAAUAUUACAGUCACGAUAAUCGUACUUCCCGAACUGAUCUCCGAUCGUUGGAACUCACGUUUCAUCGGGAUCACAAAGAUCUGGUGUUGAACGAAUACUUGCCGUUUAUACUUAAUGACGCCGAGAUGAAGAAACAAGAACAGAAAACAGUGAAGCUAUUCACGGUCAACACGAAUUCGUCGUAUUCGAGGAUGGCUACGGCAAUGUGGACGUCGGUGAACCUUGACCAUCCGGCGAGUUUUGCCACGCUGGCGAUGGAUGCCGAUACGAAGGAGAUGGUGAAGAAGGAUUUGGAUAGGUUUGUGGCGAGGAGAGAGUAUUAUCGGAAAGUCGGAAAAGCAUGGAAGAGAGGGUACCUGUUGUACGGUCCGCCGGGGACGGGGAAAUCAAGCUUGAUCGCGGCCAUGGCGAAUUACCUGAAUUUUGACAUAUAUGACUUGGAGUUGACUGAUAUUAAGUCAAACUCGGAGCUGCGGUCGUUGUUGGUGGCGACGGCCAACCGUUCGAUACUGGUGGUGGAGGACAUUGAUUGCUCGGUGGAGUUGCAUGACCGGGUAGCCGUAGAGGCGGCAAAAGCUGCAGCCCCGAAGAAGAAAGAGAACUACCCUAAAGAGAAAGAGGUAACCUUGUCAGGAUUUCUUAAUUUUGUUGAUGGAUUAUGGUCAAGUUGUGGCGAUGAGCGAAUUAUUAUAUUCACCACUAACCGAAAAGACAAACUUGACCCUGCACUUAUUCGUCCAGGUCGUAUGGACCUUCAUAUCCAUAUGUCCUAUUGCACCCCAUGCGGGUUUCGUCUUCUUGCCUCUAACUAUCUUGGCAUCACGCAACAUGAUCUUUUUAACCAAAUUGAGGAUUUGAUGAGUGAGGUGGAUGUUACACCAGCUGAAGUAGCAGAGCAACUACUUAAGGACGACGACCCAAGUGUCGUUCUCGAUGGUCUCAUCAAGUUCUUUGAUGUAAAGAGAAAAAUGAAUGAAGAGGCAGAGGCAAAGAGAAAGGAGAAAGAAGAAACAGAGAGAAAAAUGAAUGAAGAGGCAGAGGCAAAGAGAAAGGAAAAGGAAGAAGCAUAGGCAGAAACGGCAAGAAAGGAGAAGGAAGAGAUAAAGAUAAAGGUAACGUAAAAAGAAAAAGAGAAGGCAAAAUUGGAUGCAGAAAAAUGAGUGAAAAGGAAUAAAAAUCGUAAGGAUUAAACUUAUUCGACUUGUGAUUUUGGAUACAUUCUAGUUAAAAAAACGGGCAUGCAUAUUUUAGAU